This is a messenger RNA of Pseudophryne corroboree (corroboree frog), 4713 nucleotides long. It is a transcript of the gene SLITRK6, whose product is annotated as SLIT and NTRK like family member 6. The record is from RefSeq and is a predicted model, not a curated record. The coding region runs from base 474 to 2963 and encodes 829 amino acids. Lineage: Eukaryota; Metazoa; Chordata; Amphibia; Anura; Myobatrachidae. Gene Ontology annotation, biological process: axonogenesis; regulation of presynapse assembly; positive regulation of synapse assembly. Gene Ontology annotation, molecular function: protein binding. Gene Ontology annotation, cellular component: plasma membrane. The transcript has 2 exons.
UCUGACUAAUAGUAAUCUGAGCUAACAAGAAAGACUAGAAAGAGUGGAAUGAGAAUAGAGAAACUGACACAGGCUACAUCUGCAGCUCAGUGCAAGUGUCACAAACAUUUAUUUGCUGCAAAGCAGCUGGGCGAGAGUUAAACUCCAAGUAAUGUCAGGAUAGUCUGGGUAUCUGCUCAGAAUUUUAACUAAGAAAAAGAAUACGUGGUACUGGAGAAGCUGCCGUGCAGUGUACCAGAGCAGCAACAAACCAUAUAGAGGGAUCGUUAGUGGGAGCUACAGCUGAUAUCAGGGAUCGAGGUGGAUGUGUUGGAGCUUGCACCAAAGUUAAUUUUGAGAUGUCAGUGUUUAUCCCUGUGAAAGGGCUUGCUUUCAUAGAAGACGAAUACCAGUCAGAUUGUUGGGACUUGUAUAACAUCUGAUCUGAUCUUGCUGAUUUUAGCUCUUCACAGGAAGAAGCUAUUUUUGACAAUAUGAAUGCCUUAGUUGUCCUGCUAUACUUAUUUCUAUUUCUUAUAUCAUCAAGGAGAACAACAAGUGAAUUGCUGGGAUCAUGUACAAAUAUGUGCUUGUGUGAGGAAAAAGAUGGUUCAUUGUUUGUGAAUUGUGAGGAAAAGGGUAUCACAAAAUUGGCAGAGAUAGAGAUACCUCCAUCUCAGUACUUAGAACUUAAUCUCUUGAAUAAUGGAUUAUAUAAACUACAUGUGAAUGACUUUUUAGAUUUCAAUAAUUUAAUAUCUUUACAUCUUGGUUUUAAUAAUAUUGUGGCAAUUGAACCAGGAGCAUUCAAUGAUCUCCGCAUGCUUAAGAAACUUCAUAUUAAUCACAACUCUUUGGAAAUACUAAGAGAAAAUACUUUUAUGGGACUGGAGAAACUGGAAUUUCUUCAAGCAGACAACAAUUUUAUUACUACGAUUGAAGCAAAUACAUUUAGUAAACUUAACAGAUUGAAAGUUCUUAUUCUCAAUGAUAAUGCAAUCGAUUUCAUACCUGACAAUAUUUUUCGUUUUGUACCUCUUACUCACUUGGAUUUAAGAGGAAACCAGUUGCAAACUCUUUCAUAUGUUGGAUUUUUAGAACACAUUGGAAGAAUAAUAGAACUUCAAUUAGAAGAUAAUAAAUGGGUUUGCAACUGUGAUUUGUUACAGCUGAAAAUCUGGCUGGAGAACAUGCCUCAACAAUCCACAAUAGGUGAUGUUGUUUGCUAUAACCCACCAGAUUUGAAAGGUGCUGUUCUCCGAAAAUUAAAAAAAGAAAUGUUCUGCAUCACAACCCCCAGCAGUGAUCUUGAAGAACCUUCAGUACCACUAUCAUUGUUGGGUACUGCAUCAAUAAGUGAUGGUAGAGUACCAACAAAGAUAACAUCACUUCAAAUACCAACCAAGGAAACAUUUGUUCUCACAAAAUCAACAACUCUACUUCCAGGCUUUUAUUGUCCAGUUCCAUGCCAUUGUUCUAGUUACAGUUUCUCUGGAACCUUGAUUCACUGCCAAGAGCGGAACAUUGAAAGUGUAUCUGACCUGGAACCUCCACCUCUAAAUCCAAGAAAGCUAAUUUUGGCAGGAAACAUUAUUCAUAGAAUAUAUAAAUCGGAUUUUACAGAAUAUGGAAGCCUAGAAAUGCUUCAUUUAGGUAACAAUCAAAUUGAGAUAAUUGAAGAACAAUCUUUCCAGAAUUUGACUAAACUACAGAAGUUGUAUUUGAAUGGAAAUCAUUUAAAAAGUUUAAACCCUGGCAUAUUCUUUGGAAUGACAAAUAUUGAGUACUUAUACUUGGAAUACAAUGCAAUUACUGAAAUUUCAUCUGGAACAUUUUCUGUAAUGCCGAAACUGAAAGUUCUUUAUUUAAAUAAUAACCUUUUAAAAACAUUACCAGAACAUAUAUUUUCUGGAGUUCCAUUAACAAAGGUAAAUCUUAAAAAUAACCAGUUUGUAAAUAUUCCAAUUAAAACAGUUUUAGAAGAAUUGAACUUGGUGACACAAAUUGAAAUUCAGGAUAAUCCUUGGGACUGUACAUGCAGUAUAAUUGGGCUUAAACACUGGAUCCAACAGCAUAAAACUGUGGUUGUUGGGGAGAUUCUUUGCUACUCUCCCAGAGAGCGGGUAAAAAUGGAAUUAAGGUCCCUUGACAGUGAAGAUUUGUGCCCUGAACUAAUAAAUUUUAAAGAUUUUGCCACACAACCAAAUUUCAACAAUCUUACACCAACAUUCACAUCCACAAAUAAAGUUGAUACUAUAUUAAAAUCACUUUCUGAUUACAUACCACUUUCUGUUUUAAUUCUUGGUCUCCUGAUUGUGUUAAUUACAGCUGUGCUUUGUUCUGCAGGAAUUAUAGUUCUUGUUUUGCACAGGAGACGCAGGUAUAAAAAGAAACAGGAAAAUGGACAAAUAAGAGAAAAUAGUCCUGUUCAUAUUCAAUACAGUAUCUAUGGUCACAAAACAACGCACCAUACAACAGAAAGACCAGGAUCAGCUAUGUUUGAACAACGGAUAAUAAAUCCGGUUGUUCAGGUUUACCAAACACCUCCAUUUACACCAAAACAUUCAGAACAAGACCAGGAGGAAGACCAGGAGCUCAACGAUUCAAAGAAACUGUGUAGAGGACUCAUAGAAAAGGAGAUUAAUUCAUUGCAAGCACCUUCAAACAUAAAAUUCAAAGAUCCAUCUACCGAAUUUAUUUCUUUUCAGGACGCAAGUUACCUUUAUAGAAAUCUCAUUGAAAAGGAACAAGAAAUUCAACAGCUUGGAAUUGCUGAGUAUUUGAGAAAAAACAUAGUUCACUUGCAGCCAGGUAUAGAGGUGCAUUAUCCUGGGACUCAUGAAGAGUUAAAAUUGAUGGAAUCCCUUAUGUAUAGUAAGUCAAGGAAGGUUCUUGUUGAACAAACCAAAAAUGAAUAUUUUGAGCUAAAAGCCAAUCUUCAUUCAGAGCCUGACUACUUGGAAGUUUUAGAACAACAGACGUGAGCUACCAUUAUUCAGAAUAAACAAUACAAAAUACUGAAUUAUGAACUCAAAUGUAUUAUCUGCUGUUAUAAUAUGAAGUGCCUCACUAAACUGUCUUAAUAAAAAAACCAAGCAAAGCACACUCAUAAUUGUAUAUAAACUCAGGGACAUAUAAAUUUAAGAUAAGCGUGUAAAAAAAAAAAAAAAGAUUCCAUGUUAUAAAGAUGUAAAUAUGAUGUUGAUAAAAAUGCAAUUAAAACAUUAUUUAUAUUUUGUAACAAGAAAAAUCAAUAAAAAAAUAUUAAUGUACAGAUUUGUCCACUUACAUCUUUGCUGUUUUGCUCAAUUUGGCACAACAUGCAAAACACGGCUAAGCUGUUUUUCAUGAGUAGCGAGUGGAUGGAUUUUAACAUUUUUGUUUGCCAUAAUAGAAUACAGUAUGUAUAAAGUAAAAUAUUAAAAAAGUAAAUUAAGAAAAAUCACAAGGCAUGGCUAAAUCUCUGAGUCUAUGGCAUGCAAAACCGUGCUAUACAUGGCGAGAUAUAGCAAAGAUGUAUGUGGACACUUCCGUACAUUGGAAAUUGACUUUAUGAAUACAAUACACUUGUAUAACAUAUGACACCACAAGGUCAUUUCAGAUAAACUGCAACGUGACAUCUGGUGGCAUAGAGAAAAUGUGUUUGUCAUAACAUAUUAUCUCCAUGUACUCUAUACAGUAAAUUAUAUAUGGGUGUUUAUAAGCGUGCUUGGAGCACUGUGUUCUUCAUGUUACAAAUGCCUGAUCAAGCCACUUGCUUGCAAUAAACAUGCUUCAUCUGUAGUUUAGUUGACAAUGUGCCAUGGGGGGAAUUUACUAAAAUAUUUAAUAUUGGAUUAUGGCAUGUUUGUGACUUACUUCAUUUGCAGUCUUAUAAGUAACUUUAUAAUUUAAACAACAACUGUGCAACCUAGUGAGUUAUGUAUGUACUAUUUCACUUCACAAGUUGCAUAUGUGUGUCAGUAUAUUUUGUAUAUACAGUAUAUAUAUAUGUAUAUAUUUAUGAUUUCCAGAAUCAUUGUAAUAAUUCUUCAUAUUUAAGCUUGGGAACUGUACAGUUAUAUAAAAGCUCUAGACAGCUGUUUGUUGCAGAUGUUUAGAAUUAAUAUGUUUUAACCCCUAGCGGUAACAGCAAAAUCACUGAAAAAAUAAUAUUUAGGGGCAGAUUCAAUUAGCUGCGGAAUUUACCCCACAGCUAUUUGUCAGCCCUGAGCUAUUCAAUUAUGGGCCACUAACCUGAGUGUUAAGUCCCAGAUGGUGCACUUAAUGCAGGUUUUUCCUUGUAUCCUCAAGAGCUGCAAGGAAAAAUCUGCAUUAAAUGCACCUUCCGGAAUUGAAUGUGUGGGGUAACUCAUAGGUCAGCACAUAACGUAGAAUCUAUGGGUUAAUGUGUGUUACCCAUCAGGUUUACUGCACAGAUAAAGUAACUAAUAAUUGAAUAGCUAGGGAGUUAAAUACGGAACAUUUCCUAUGUGGUAAACGAUGCGGGUAAUUAAAUCUGCCCCUUAAAAUGAAUAAAAAAGGAACAAAAGUCUGUGACUCAUUAAAAAUGUAAGCAUAGAACAAUAAGGGAGAAUAUCUAUCUUAGGGAGUCAUAUCUGCUUAAGGGAUUGUGUCUAAAACAAUUUAGAAUAGUACACCUACUUAAUUCACCCAAUAUAAAAUUCACACUGAGAACCAUCAGUCAAGUAAAUUAACCACUAAUGACUAUAAUCUCUAAAAAAAAAAAAAAAA